AUGUCAAAUAAUUCAAUUUACCUAGAUGAAUUUGAUGCUCCAACAUUAAAACCAUCUUUCGAAGAAUUCAAAUAUUUACUGUCAUAUAUAUAUUCCAAUGAAGCAUAUUUAAUGCAAUAUGGUGGUUGUAAAAUAAUACCUCCACAACCAUGGUUACCAAUUUCAAAGACACCAUCGGAUAUCCAAAUUCGAGAAAUUUUAUCGCAACAAGUUGAACAAGUUCACAUGCAACAUAAAAUUUAUCAGAUAACCAACACAAAGUUAUCUUUGAAUAAGAGGAAGAAAACUUAUAAAUCAUAUAAAACUUUGGCACAGGGUGAUAAAUAUCGUUUAUCCCACACUAUUGAAAAUUUAGAAGAGUAUUUUUGGCGAACACUAAAUAAACGUCAACCACAGCCGCAGUAUGCCGCAGACAUUGAUUAUAGUUUGUUUCACAAUAAAGAAGAUAUAUUCAAUUUGAAUCAAAUUCCGUUACAAUCAUUAUUAGGUGAAAGCAAACAACGUUUCAAAGGUAAGGUCGCGCCGACAUUGAAAAUAACUUAG
This is a messenger RNA of Didymodactylos carnosus, 543 nucleotides long. The record is from the annotation of a GenBank genome assembly. Lineage: Eukaryota; Metazoa; Rotifera; Eurotatoria; Philodinida; Philodinidae.